AAUGAGAUAUCUGGAGCUGUGAUGAUGUUAAGUAAUGCAUGAAUUCACUCCACGCGACGCGAGGCGCUCCACAACCACCGGAGCGUGGCCGGCGGAGGAAGAAGAAGAAAAAGUCACGUCCAGACGAAAUCAGCCAGAUCAGUUGGUCCAGUUAACAUAACCUAUUAUUCUAUCAACCUGCAAUGAAUCUCCUCUUGCUUUCCACCUUGGCUUUGAUGGACUCGGUGAGUCGUAGUGUGUGUCAGAAAAAAUUAUACAUGACGAGUCUUCCGUCGGUGCCAAUAUUUCAGAUACCUCAACAGCCAUUUAUUGUGCCUUUUACAGAGCUUGAUAAUAUUCGCUCUGAAUCCCAAGUCAAUGGAGCCCACCACAAAGAUCAAGGAUUCUUUGAUAAGUACCACAAAAGCAAUGACAAAAAGAAAUAUUCGUCACAUCAUGACAAGCAUUCAAAACAUAAGGCAUUAAAGGAAGCUGAGCACAAAGAUGCAGGAAAAGGCUCAAAAGUUGGCGAAUAUGCACACAAGCGCGUGAAGAAGAAGAAAACCAAGCAUGAAAAGGAGAAGAAAGGCAAGCACAGCAAAGAAAAAAGUGGCAAACACGGAGGUAAAAGUGGUCACAAGAAAAAGAAUGAAAAGCACACAUUAAAAGAGGGCUUUCAUGAUAAAUACCACAGAGAUGAAGAAAAGGAGGACAACAAGUUUUAUAGCAACCACAAAGAGUCUGGUACUUUCAUGAAAUUUAAAAAGAAAAAACAUACGAAAAAGAAGAAGGAUGAAGCAGCAGACAAGAAAAAUACAAAGAAGACUGAAAAGAAGGCAACAAAGUACGACAAAAAGAAGAAAGGAAAAAGUGAUAAGAACGUCAAGAAGGGAUCUGGCUACAAACACGAGUCCGGCAAGGAUAUCAACUACUCAAACGAGAAAAACUACGAAAACCAGGAAUCAUACAAACAUCACAAGAAAUAUAAAGACAAGAAUAGAUGAUCAUGAAACAGAUCUCAUUCACUGUACACAGAACACGCCCGAAUCGAUAAGGAGAUAUCUCUUUCCAGAAAAGAAAGCAAGACAAUCUGACAUAAUUUAUCUUACUCUCGAUUUUCUGCUGCCAAUUUUUUCCCCCGAUUUGCAAAUAGUUACAUUUCGUAACAUCAAAUAGAGGCAGGAAGGGCGCAUCGAGCAUUAAAUACUUUUAUUGAACUAAUCUCUUUAAUUGGUCCUCUCCCUCCUUUUUCAUGGAAAGAGGCCGCAAAAACGUUUACUGAGGAUCCUUUCAAUGAUGGCAUUCGAAUUUGAAACCUCCAUUGCAAGUUUGUCAAAGGACAACAAUUCGCUAAUUGAAAAAUAAUUAUUUGUGCUGAGUUAUUGCAAAAUUUUCUCCCUUAUUUUUUUAAUGCUGGUUAUGUUGGUUCCGUUUGUCGUAUUUGAAGUAGUGCUUCAGAUAUAGGGUAUCCUGGCCGAAGAUCUACGACCAACGUCGUUGGGCUUCAUUUUUUAAAGAGCGGAACAUUUUGUUCGAGUUCACGUCUCACGCCGACGCGACAUAGCGCCUUCAAUUUUACAGUUGCAACACGGACAUCCAUCAAGCACGAAUAGUUGUAUCUCCGCGCCGUCAUCAAAACGCAUCUUUCUCCUUGCUCUAUUUUCAUAUUUCGUUUGCUUCGUUGCUCUUAUUUGUAGUGGUGCUUUAAGGGCCAAGCAGGCAACAUAAGCGCCGAAGGUAGGAAAAACGUAAUCCGAUCUCGUUUUUAAACUUAUGCGACUUAACUUAGCGACCUCUCAAUUUGAAUUUUGCGUUCGCAACAUGGACAUCUAUUAA
Messenger RNA from Bemisia tabaci, 1815 nucleotides. The record is from RefSeq and is a predicted model, not a curated record. NCBI's taxonomy places the organism in Eukaryota, Metazoa, Arthropoda, Insecta, Hemiptera, Aleyrodidae.